Messenger RNA from Cucumis sativus (cucumber), 862 nucleotides. Its product is annotated as peptidyl-prolyl cis-trans isomerase CYP18-2. The record is from RefSeq and is a predicted model, not a curated record. Gene Ontology annotation, cellular component: catalytic step 2 spliceosome. The transcript is spliced from 6 exons. Lineage: Eukaryota; Viridiplantae; Streptophyta; Magnoliopsida; Cucurbitales; Cucurbitaceae. Gene Ontology annotation, molecular function: peptidyl-prolyl cis-trans isomerase activity. The coding region runs from base 87 to 581 and encodes 164 amino acids. Gene Ontology annotation, biological process: protein folding; protein peptidyl-prolyl isomerization.
UAAGCAAACAGCCCAUUUCGUUCCAUCUUUUCUUCUUCCUUUCCCCCUCGCGCGAAAGUUUCUGUGAUUUUUUUUGUGAAGCGACGAUGUGGGCAAGCGCCGAAGGAGGGCCGCCGGAGGUAACUCUGGAGACUUCCAUGGGUUCUUUCACUGUCGAGCUUUACUUCAAACACGCACCGAGAACAUGUAGAAACUUCAUCGAGCUUUCCCGGCGAGGUUAUUAUGACAAUGUCAAAUUCCACCGGAUUAUUAAGGAUUUUAUUGUGCAAGGUGGAGAUCCCACAGGAACUGGACGGGGUGGGGAGUCUAUUUAUGGCAAGAAGUUUGAGGAUGAAAUAAAACCAGAGUUGAAGCAUACUGGAGCUGGUAUUCUAUCUAUGGCAAAUGCUGGUCCUGAUACAAAUGGAAGCCAAUUCUUUAUCACUCUUGCUCCUUGCCCAUCUUUAGAUGGAAAGCACUCCAUCUUUGGAAGAGUUUGUAGGGGAAUGGAAAUUAUCAAAAGGCUUGGCAGUGUACAAACUGAUAACAAUGAUAGACCCAUCCAUGAUGUGAAAAUACUGCGGGCAUCAGUUAAAGACUAAAGCUUUUCAGUUAUUAACUUUGGACACACUCGUCAUUGUAUCUUGACCCUGUAUGCAGCAAUAAAAACCACGUUAUGUGUUUCAUGACAGAAGGAAGGAAACGAAAAUUUUCCGUGUUAGUUGGUCGUAGAAAGAGCAGGGGAAAAGAAGCUUUCAAUCUCAUAAAAUGUUCUAAUUCUAAAUUCAUAAACACUUGGCAUUUGACUGGCUUCUCUUUUUAUAACAAAUAUGAGAUUGAGGGUCUUCCAAAUUCACAUGUCUCACAUCCUUUUAUGUAUUCA